AUGAGGUGGCUUCUGUUCGUGUUCGUGUCACUACUCUCGGUGGUUGCUAGCUUGCAGAACGGCGGCGUGACGAGGGGUGGCAGCGGCAUACAGAUCGGCACCAGCGACCGCGGCUCGCACGCGAAAGGCACCGGAUUGCUCAGUGGACGAGGCCACUCGGGCGUGAGACUCGGCGAGGCGAGAUUUCCGAAUUCCACGAGGCAGAGACCGUUCACCACGACGACCACCACACCGUCGCCGUCGCCACCGCCGCCGUCCUCCAAGUUCACCCUCGCGCCGCAGUCCGGCGACAACAAGAACAGCUACAACACCACCUCUUACUUGAGGGUGGCCAUGAUGGUUCCGCACAAGUCCUUCGCUGUCAGGGAAUAUACGAAGGCAGUGACUUCAGCUGUUCACACGUUGCAGAAAAGCACGAGAGGUCCGAGACUGAGACUUUUCCAACGUUACGACAUCCACGUGAAAGUAGGCAUGAAGUCGUUGACACCAAGUCCUACUGGUGAGUCAACUUCCACGUCUAUUCUUUUUUCUAUUUUUCUAGUGCCUGGAAAAACAAAUGGUGUAGGA
Heterotrigona itama is the source of this 567-nucleotide messenger RNA. The record is from the annotation of a GenBank genome assembly. Lineage: Eukaryota; Metazoa; Arthropoda; Insecta; Hymenoptera; Apidae.